CAGUUGCUACAAAGUGCCAACGCAUGCACCGAAAACAAUACCAGAGAUAGAAAGGCAUACAAGAAAGCAGAGUCUCCACACGUCUGAGACUCUCAUUUUCUUGAGUAAAAAAUUUACAAGCCUCAACUAAACGAAAAUAGCACUAUGGCCACAAAAUCCCUGAUUUUCUCCUUCUACACCCUCUUCCUUCUCCUUCUCCUCUCACCUUUCUCUUCUCAGAACCCGACUCCGGCCCACUCUGAGCUCACGAACUAUGGCUUCCCCAUCGGCCUUUUACCUUCCUCCGUUCUCGGCUACUCCAUUAAUAUUACCACUGGAGACUUUUCCGUUGACCUCGGCGGCUCCUGCAAGGUUACUCUCCCGCCGGAUAACUAUUUGGCCACCUAUUCAAAGAAAGUAACCGGCAAGAUCGUGGCUGGUAGAAUCGCAGACAUCGAUGGUAUCCGGGUCCGAGCAUUUUUCAAGUGGUGGUCCAUCACCGGGAUCCGGUCCAGCGGCGAUGACUUGGUGUUCGAGGUCGGUAUGGUCACCGCCAAGUACCCCUCCAAGAAUUUCGACGAGAGCCCGGCUUGCGAGGGAAAGCACUCUGCUUCCUGAGAGGGCAUCUAUUUGCUGCUUCAUUGGACUAAAAUAUGGGGUAGUGACGUAGUGUCUAAGCACAAGUCUUUAAAACAGUAACUUUGGAAUCAGAGAAGAGUGUUAGCUGCUCGUAGAGUCUGAAUUGUGGGUAAUAAAUUCGAAUGUUCCUGACUUGUUAUGUUUAUAACUCCACUGUGUAUCUGCAGUCAUCUCACAAUUUAUAGGUAAUUAAUCAGAUGAUAUUCCACUUUGUCAUUAUUUUAUAUAAAAGCACAGGAACUCUGCACUUUUCGCCCAAAUGCGUAAAGUGUUUGAA
Carya illinoinensis is the source of this 895-nucleotide messenger RNA. RefSeq lists its product as uncharacterized. NCBI's taxonomy places the organism in Eukaryota, Viridiplantae, Streptophyta, Magnoliopsida, Fagales, Juglandaceae. The coding region runs from base 145 to 597 and encodes 150 amino acids. The record is from RefSeq and is a predicted model, not a curated record. The transcript has 2 exons.